GAAGGGUGGGUGAUGGCGACGCGAUUGGAAACCUUGGUAAUCGGAACCGAAACAAACCGGAUCGAACCGUAAUAAUUGUUACCUGUUUGAUGAUGAUUCGAGGAAACCGAAAGAUGGGAGCUUUUUGUUCGGACAGGAACCAAUAAUAUCAAGAUGAGAGUUUUGUUUUGUGUUUUUUUUUUUGCCGGAGAAACCAAGAAUUAUCAAGAGAGAUCUGUGAGCCCGAUUUGAGUGGGGAACUUUGUCCGUCACUACAACGGCGUAUCGGAGUUGAUUUUUCGAGAUCGUGUAGCAAUUUGAUCUGUUUUUUUUUCUUUUUCUUUGGUAGUUGACAAGUAGCAAUUAUUCUGGUGAAGUGAGCAACUUUUAGUCUGGAUCUGCUGAUUAUAGAGAAUGCUGUUGGAAAAGAAUGGUUUUGAUGUUGAUUCAUUGGUUUGGUCCUGUGAAAUUGUAUCCCUUGAGUGUUUUUUGGGCACGGCUUGAUUGUAAGUUAAGCACUCGCCAUUGUCGCUUUGACAAAAUGAAAGUGAGAUUCCGGUGAGGAUACUGCUCAGAGGAUGCCAUAAAGGAAUCUGGCAGGCAUUGUUUCUUUUCUAGGAGACCCUUUGGUUUCAACGGUUGUAUCAUGUAUGUGAGGUUCUUGAUUGAUUCCUCACACUCAUAUGAUCUGAAUACAGCUUGGUCUAUGGAGCUAGUGAGAAGCUUAGGUGCUGAUUUAGCCAUUGAUUAAUUCCACUAAGGAGAACAUCAGAGUUCCUCCAUCACAUUCUUAUCAAAACGGAUGCACGCGGAAGCUGAUGGAAGUAGCAAUGUCCAGAGAUGAUAUCGGUGUUGUCUCGGGUCUCUAUUUGCUGAGCAGAACGUCUCCAAUGAAGAGAGAGAGAGAACAUUCCGUCUAGUAAGGGUGGUUGAUAAUGCACAGAGCUUGUCAAAUUGAGUGAGCUGGCGUUGUUUUGGUUGUCUUAGAAACUAGCUGAUGCAAAGGAAAAAAGGGGAUUCUUAUGUGAGUUCUUCAUCAUCGCUGGUUCAGACAUGGCUUGUGAGUGAGGAUUUGAAGUUAAUAUCCAUUCUUUCCAGUGGUUUGCCCACAUCAGAACAUGUUGUUGAUAUAGAGGCAUCCUUUUCUCCACAGCAAACAACUUUUUUAAAAGAGAAUGCCCUGUGAGAAGAACAUGGAUGCAAUAUGAUGAUGUACGUGCUGGAAGAACGUUGUAUGCAUCCUUCUGAAAACACUGGCUAUAUGCAUCUUUGGGGCAGAAGUUGACUCAGCCAGAGGAUGAUGCCUUUGUUCGUCCAUGAUGCUACAUUGUGUCCCGGUGACAUUUAAGAGAAUCUAAUCUGUGAGCAAGCUUUUCAUAUAAAGCACCAAAAUCAGGUUAUAAACACGCACCGUGGUUGCAAAUGCUGGUCAAAAUUCAUAAAAGCAAAAAAAUUCAAAACUAACCGCCAUCGUAGAACUUCUCGUAGCUUGAGCUCCUCAUCAAUGGCGAAUGCAGAUUUACAGGUUGCUGAUGAUGAGAUUCUGAUGUCUAUCAGAGAGUUGUUUGCUGAGGCUGAGCCUGACGCAGCUGAGGCUGAGCCUGACGCAGCUGAGGCUCCAAACUACUUGGCUAUUGUACUUGCUCGUGAGAGAGCCAACAAGAAGCCUAAAGGGAGAAAGAAGGACCCACCCCUAACUCCUGAGCAGCGUAAAAGGAAGGAGAGAAUUGCGGCAGUUCGAAAGAUGGAUAGUAAGAUUCUCAAUGCUAGAGUUUGAUGACUCAGGUCCUACACUGUUGAAUAAAUUUGUCACUCUGACACUAUAAAAACUCGGUUGCUUUUCCUUUCAUUGCAUUUGUAUAAAACUCUUAAAACUCAGUUGCUUUUCCUUAUCAUUGCAUUUGUAUAAAACUCUUUCUUAUGUGUGACAUGUGUUGUCAGAUAAAAUCGAAACUUUGUUGGCUUGAA
Raphanus sativus (radish) is the source of this 1947-nucleotide messenger RNA. RefSeq lists its product as uncharacterized. Lineage: Eukaryota; Viridiplantae; Streptophyta; Magnoliopsida; Brassicales; Brassicaceae. The record is from RefSeq and is a predicted model, not a curated record. Bases 1484 to 1756 code for a protein of 90 amino acids. The transcript has 6 exons.